Coniophora puteana RWD-64-598 SS2 is the source of this 258-nucleotide messenger RNA. RefSeq lists its product as uncharacterized. NCBI's taxonomy places the organism in Eukaryota, Fungi, Basidiomycota, Agaricomycetes, Boletales, Coniophoraceae. The transcript is spliced from 2 exons. The record is from RefSeq and is a predicted model, not a curated record. Bases 1 to 258 code for a protein of 85 amino acids.
AUGGACUUUGAAGGCGACGCGUGCUCCUCCGCAUUAACCUGUUGGUGUUGCAUCGAGCGGAAGAUAAGGGCGGGGGGAGAUGGAAAAGGAGAACUGGAGUGGAUAGCUUACCAGUGGAACGACCAAGGGCAGGUGUUCUCCCAGCCUACACCUGUCAAGCUUGUUCACAAACGGGCCUCCGUUCAUAGCCUUCUCGCGCUCGCCAUACACGUCCGACGCAUCUCCGGCGGCUACAACGCAUUGGUUUUAUCCUUGUAG